UGUCAAGUUCAAGCCUUGAGGUAGUUGGAUUGGAAUUGAAACAAUGACAAAGGAUUUGUGAAUUGCAGCCAAAUAGAAUCGCUUCUGUUCAUCGCUGCUCAGACCCCCGGCGUCUUGUGUUUUGUGUGUGUGUGUGUGUGUGUGUGUGUCAACCAUUACUUUUCUCCAGUCUCCGGGUUUCGGAGCCCGCAGUUGCCAUUGGAAAGCGGACACGCUGUGCAGCUUUAUGUGCCAUCCUUGGCAGCUGGAAGUGUUGCAUGUUACCUCGCCCUCUUGCCCGAUGGCCAGGACAGCUGCUCAGGCUGCUACUGCUGUGGUCCUCAGAGUCUCCGGUCACCUUUCCGCAUGGCCGAGGGGAAGAGCCCCGGGCUGGAGGAGCAGGCGGCUCCCGAGGGCAGGCAGUGGAUCGCCGCCUGUCUCUGUCUUAUCAUCAUCCUGACCACAGCGGGCAACUCUCUCCUCAUCCUCCUUAUCUUCACACAGCGCUCUCUCCGCAACACUUCCAAUUAUUUCCUGGUCUCCCUUUUCAUGUCUGACUUGAUGGUGGGGUUGGUUGUGAUGCCUCCGGCUAUGUUGAACGAACUGUACGGGAGAUGGGUGCUGGAGGGUGAGCUGUGCUCGGUCUGGUACUCCUUUGAUGUGAUGUGUUGUAGUGCUUCCAUCCUGAACCUGUGUGUGAUCAGCCUGGACAGAUACUUCCUCAUCAUCUCCCCUCUCAAAUACAAACUACGGAUGACCUCUUGCCGAGCCCUCGUCCUCAUUUUCACCACCUGGACCCUGGCCGCCUUGGCUUCGUUCCUGCCCAUCGAGAUGGGUUGGCAUGAGAUGGACUUUGAUGCCCAGGCGCUCAACUCCACGCUAGAGCUGCGGGAGGAGGCGGCUCAGUGUCGCCUCCUGGUCAGCCUGCCCUACGCUCUCAUCGCCUCGUCCCUCACCUUCUUCCUGCCUUCGGUUGCCAUCUCCUUCACCUACUGCCGGAUCCUGCUGGCGGCCAAGAGGCAAGCGGUGCAAGUGGCUUCCCUCACCACUAAUGUGGCGACCACCUCUGAUGAGCCAGCGCAGCCCCGGGGAACUCAGAAUCCAUCAGCCAGAACCAGCGACAGCAGAAAAUUCACCACCAAACACAGUAAGAGGGCUCUAAAGGCGAGCCUGACCCUGGGGGUCUUACUGGGAAUGUUCUUUGUGGCAUGGCUGCCGUUCUUUGUGGCCAAUGUAACGCAGGCGGUGUGUGAGUGUAUCCCUGCUCUUCUCUUUGAUGUCCUGACCUGGCUCGGUUACUGUAACAGUACAAUGAACCCUAUCAUCUACCCUCUCUUCAUGCGGGAUUUCAAGCGGGCCAUGGCCAAGUAUUUGCCCUGUUGCCGCCGCUGGUGGGAGCGGCGACCGAGUGUCGUCUCCUUGUCCAUGAGAAACUCCAACAGUGGCCCCCGUUUGGGUCUGGCCCCAGAGACGGGUUCGGGCGAGUCGGUGAUCCAGGUGAACGAACACACCCUCCAGGCAGCCAGCAAGGACCAGCAAGGGGCCGGGGAGAAGGAGAUGGAGGCCACCGGAGAGGAUUCACUGCAGCUCUUCGAGUUGGAGCACACUGACCAGGAAUUCCAGGGUAACCCGCUGAACACACCGAUGGUCUAGGGGCGCAUUUAGAGACCACCCAGUGAUGGGGUCCGUUCCUCCCAGCCCCCCAACCAACCCCGAUCCAGAACUAGCCAGCCCUGCCCUAGACCGGACCGUCAGUGAAAUCCAGACAAGGGAGCCGCCUCAGACCUCUGGUACAGCUCUAGGGCAGCCCGCUGAGUGAAACAGGACCCCAGGGAGACAGCACCUGCCUCCCAUUAGCUCCUCCAUCCCCCCGCCCUGUGAGCAGGAGAAAGGACUCGAACGCCCACCUCCCCAUGGACUGGAGCGAGAGAGAGAAGCCCCCUCCUCGAGACGACAGACAGCCUCUCCCCCCAUGGACUGGAGAGACAGACAGAGAGUUAGAAAGUGACCCCUCCCAUGCACAGCAAGCUGCUCCCCGCCCCAAUGGACUGGGGACACAACCCCCCUCUCCUCCCCUCAAUGGACUGGAGAGACAGCCCCCUCUCCAAUGGACUGGAGUCAUAG
Molecule: messenger RNA, 2103 nt
Organism: Chiloscyllium plagiosum (whitespotted bambooshark)
Lineage: Eukaryota; Metazoa; Chordata; Chondrichthyes; Orectolobiformes; Hemiscylliidae
Gene: htr6
Product: 5-hydroxytryptamine (serotonin) receptor 6
Biological process (GO): positive regulation of MAPK cascade; adenylate cyclase-activating adrenergic receptor signaling pathway
Cellular component (GO): plasma membrane
Molecular function (GO): G protein-coupled serotonin receptor activity
Source: RefSeq, a predicted model, not a curated record